CAUCUCUACUUAAAUACUCAAAUUCCUUAUUAGUUGUUGUCCUACACUUUUAUUUGUAAAGAUUACAACAUAAUAAAAUAAAACUCCUAUGUAAUCUCUUUUUCUCACUUCUUUCUUCCCUUCCCUUUCACCUUUUAAUAUUAUUAUUGUUACAUAUGGCAGAUAUGAAAUCAUGGCAUUGGAUAUUAAUUGGUCUAGGCAGUGUAAUGACUCUUCUUUUCUUUACAAGUGGUUUCAUUUAUUACAGACAAAAGAAAAAAAGAUCCCUGACACUAAACGAGAGCCAGCAGGAGAAAGGUAUCAUUAUAGCAAAUCAACCCAUGUCGAAGUUAUCUAUGCAGCAGCAACAACAACAACAAGAGUUUAAUUAUCAUCGUCAAGACAAGGUAAAUAAACAACAGUUUGCAAUACUAACUUCUGUUCAAAAUGGACUUUCACCACCUAAACAACAAAGGACAAUAAAUUCUGUUGUAGUAGCAGAAGAAGAAGAAGAAGAAAAGAAUACGGCUACUACUACUACUACUACAAUUCUUUAUAGUGUACCCAUCAUUGGACAACAACAAGAACGAAUAAAAAUAAAAAAGGAAGAGAAGGAGGAGGAGGAUAAUGAGAUGGUAGAAAAGAAUACUUCAAAAAAGUUAAGAGUAUUUUCACUUUCACCUAUGCAUUUGACUUUAUCAGAGAGUCCAUGUUCUGAAGGACGAACUUCUUCUUCUUCUUCAUCAUCAUCAUGUCAUCCUAAUAAUUAUAGUAGUGUUUCUAGUCAUGGUGAUAGUACUACAUAUCGGACCGUUACUACUUUAACUCCAUAUAAUUUAAAUGAGCUUGACUGGAGAGGUCCCACACCUCCCUGGACUCAACAUUAUCCUGGUCAUAAUGAAGAUUAAUGUAUAAAACCUAUUGAAUCAAUUUUUAUUACAUUCACUGUUUAAAAUAGAUAAAACCUUGUACAUAUAAUAAAAUAAAAUAAAAAAAAAUAACAUAAAAUAGAUUUCUUUCUUUCUUUCUUUUGUUUAUAGAUGAAUGAGACCUUUAAGGACUACUAUGUUAUUAUCAAC
Messenger RNA from Cokeromyces recurvatus, 1058 nucleotides. RefSeq lists its product as uncharacterized. Lineage: Eukaryota; Fungi; Mucoromycota; Mucoromycetes; Mucorales; Mucoraceae. The transcript is spliced from 2 exons. The record is from RefSeq and is a predicted model, not a curated record. Bases 156 to 887 code for a protein of 243 amino acids.